Molecule: messenger RNA, 938 nt
Organism: Tribolium madens (black flour beetle)
Lineage: Eukaryota; Metazoa; Arthropoda; Insecta; Coleoptera; Tenebrionidae
Product: helix-loop-helix protein delilah-like
Exons: 1
Coding region: 80-679 (199 amino acids)
Molecular function (GO): protein dimerization activity
Source: RefSeq, a predicted model, not a curated record
ACGCGUUAGUGGGAGAUAAGUCUGGCUUGAACCUCUACCUGAGCGGCAGUGUCGCCUCCGCGGUCCAUUCGCCAGCAUCAUGCUGGAGUACGACGAGCUGUCCGAGCGCCUCGGUCUCGCCUCGGACUACACCGACUCCAACAACAACCCCAAACCCAACCGCGGCGACAAGUACUCUCUGCGGCCGCGAUCAGUGCGCCGCCGCGGCGACGACGUCCAGGUCUCCAAGUCGCUCAAGUCCAAACCCAAGCAGAAGCCGGCGCCGCUCAGCAAGUACCGCCGCAAGAACGCCAACGCCAGAGAGCGCAGUCGGAUGCGGGAGAUCAACCAGGCGUUCGAGGCCCUCCGACGGGCCGUCCCCCAGAUGGGCGUCACGCACCCCAGCAACGAGAAGCUGACGAAGAUCACCACGUUGCGGUUGGCGAUGAAGUACAUUUCCGCGUUGAGUGCAGUGCUAAGUAACGAGCCGGCCCAGGAUUUGCUCUCGGAUUGCAGUGAGCUGGACUGUUUCCUCCUGGAGUCGGACGGUGAAUCGUUGCCGUUGCAUAGUGAUCUGAGCGACCAUUCGCUCACUCCGGCGGACUUCUCCGUCGAGUUCCCGGAGGAUUCGCUCGCGCUUUCGCCGGAUUUAAGCGACCACUUGAGUCACUUCGAUCCGUUCCUCGCGGGGUUCAGCUAACCGAGCAUUCCGGAUUUUUUUGUAAAAAGCGUUGUUAAUUUAUUGUUAAAUGUGGUGGCAUUUCUUGUAAAGUUCCAAGUGCCUUACGAUGGACUGUAUAUAUUGAGUUAUUUUAUAUACUGAUAUAUACGACUGCAGUUGCAAUAUUGCAGCAUGACAUUUACUUAAAGCCAGUCAUGCUCAUAUUUAUUUAUAAGUAGAAGUCGCUUUUAUGUAAUAUAUCGAAAUCUUAGCAGAUAAAUAUAUUAUUUCUGCAUAA